GAAAGAGAGAGAGAGAGAGAGAGAGAGAGCGAGAGCAAGCUAUUGAGAGUAAAGGAAGAGAUGUUCGAUAACAAUACGUGAGAUUAAGUUUCUACCGGAGAAAAAUUUGAUUAUUACAUUAAUCAUGAAUUUCCUGGCUAAGAGCGUGAUGAACAUAGCAAGGACUUGCGUAGCAAGUUCCAUUCAAGGUAGUCAAUCAACUUUAACAAAAUUCUGCGAGAGAAAUUAUACUUCAGGAAGCAUAUUAAGCAUGGCGAGAGUAUGCAUGACUACAGCAUUGCAAGGUAUAGCACAAAUCAGAUCACAUACCUCAUUAUCAAGACUUCACAAAUAUGGCUCAUAUAAAAAAGUUAGAAAAAAUAAUAAUCCUUUCGGAGCCGGGACGCCAUUCAUGAAGGGCAUAAUUUUAAAGAGCAUCAUUAAGAAACCAAAAAAACCUAAUUCCGCAAAUCGGAAAUGCGUAAUCGUGAGGUUAACAAAUGGCAAAGAGAUGACGGCAUAUGUGCCAGGAAUUGGCCACAAUUUGCAAGAACACAACAUAGUGCUUUGUAGAGUCGGGCGGCUACAAGAUACACCAGGUGUAAAGAUUAAAUGUGUGCGCGGCAAGUACGACUUGCCUCAUGUGAUUAAACGCAACUAGUCCGUAGCCCAACUCAUUAGCUAUUAUUACUAUUAUAUCUGAUUGUGUCAGAAAAUUAAUGAAACUUUCUGUAAAUAAAAAUCGCUGGAUACACAUCGUUACUA
Molecule: messenger RNA, 744 nt
Organism: Odontomachus brunneus
Lineage: Eukaryota; Metazoa; Arthropoda; Insecta; Hymenoptera; Formicidae
Gene: tko
Product: 40S ribosomal protein S12, mitochondrial
Exons: 5
Coding region: 125-640 (171 amino acids)
Biological process (GO): translation
Cellular component (GO): ribosome; small ribosomal subunit
Molecular function (GO): structural constituent of ribosome
Source: RefSeq, a predicted model, not a curated record